Messenger RNA from Xylona heveae TC161, 2143 nucleotides. RefSeq lists its product as hypothetical. The record is from RefSeq and is a predicted model, not a curated record. Lineage: Eukaryota; Fungi; Ascomycota; Xylonomycetes; Xylonales; Xylonaceae. The coding region runs from base 281 to 1981 and encodes 566 amino acids. The transcript is spliced from 3 exons.
CACCAUAUAGACUCAUUUUAGGCCUCAUACAACAUCUUCACAUUUUCCGUUUGAGAAAAAAAAAACCUCUUCUAUUGCCGAUUGCUUUUUUGGGCCUGCGAAACUUUUGUGGCGUGGAAUGUGACACACCUGCACGACGCAUCAAAGAGUUCCGACAUUGUUGACUGUUUCACCUACUCAUUCGCCACCGUUUCUUGACAAUAAAACCCCCCACCUCAAUAUUAGCCCCGGAAAUACGCCCCAGAAAUAUUUAACAUUGCCUCCUUGGUUGGCACCGAUCAUGACCACAACAGACCACUUGAAUGUGCCUGUUGAGACAGGGCGCCGACGCUCACGGCAUUCAAUGAAUAGCCUGCGCAAUGGCAUCAGAAACCUCUACCGGAUCAUGUCCGAGGAGGGUCAUUUGUCCGCCAACUGCGACGUCUUUGAGGACGAGCCCGAAGAUCGCACAAGAGCUCGAUCCCAGCCUCCGCCAUAUGCCGAUGCUUCUCUGGUGAAGGGUCUCCCUGGCCCGGUGGAUGUAGAUCCUGUUGUCGAAGGAGCAGAAUUGCUUCCCUGCUACUCCUGCAGUCUCUCCGCCGAGGCCGUGUUUCCCAUGAAGAAAGAAUUGCACUCACAGUUCCGAACAGCUGGAAGCCGGCAAUGGAACAAGGUUUACGUUGUCCUCCGUGGCACAAUGCUCAACGUCCACCGUGUCAAGCACGUUGGCCACCAUCCCUUUGGUCAUGGCCCGGAACCGGAUGCUGAAGACCCUCUACGAGGAGUCGCUGCUGGACAAUUAAUUCGAAGUUAUACCCUCCAACAUGCCGAAGUGGGCAUCGCCGUUGACUACAAAAAGCUUCCCUCUGUCAUUCGAAUCCGCGCCGAGACCGACCAGUUCCUGCUGAGCUGCGGAACUGUCGAAAUCUUCUUGCACUGGCUCGAGCAACUCAAUGCGGCAAUUAGCCUUGCUUUGCCAUUGGACGAGCGCACUCUGCCCAGCUACCGCACGCUGCCAAUGCGCAGACGAGGCAGGCGUUCUGGGAGCCAGCAACAGCAAAAGUCCAACGAAGAGCCUCCAACCACUGUCGCUGUCCAAGAGCGGCUGCUGAACGAAAUCUACGAGCGGAGACAACGCGAGCGACGUGCUCAGGGACUCCUAACUACCGACGAGUCGGAGGAGGCCUCUAAUUCCCAAUCCAGUUCUGGCCGCGAAAGCCCCGCGAAUCCCGCCUCCGCCUCUUCCUCCUCCUCCCACCAUGAAGAUUUUGAAGAGCAUCACGAAUUGCAACCCACAUCAACAUCUGAGAGCCAAGCAUCCAUGACAUCCGAAGACGGAAACGAAGCCGUGGAUCCCAUCGCUGACAUGGAUUCCCAUCUUUCCAACGCUCUUGCCGGCUUGGAGCUUCUGCAGCGCUCCGCCAGUGCCAAUGACGCACACGUCUCUUCUGACUUGGCCGACGGGAAAUGGCACCCCACUCAUCCCGUGAACCGCACCCAACAGCUCAGCUUUGCUCGGCGCUGUAUGCCCACUUUGCGUUUCGCCACGCCCCGCCAGAAGGACAUUGUCAUUCACAAGGGUCAACUCUGCCGCAUCAAUUGGACAGACCACAAGCUCGAACCAUAUGUCCCGGAACCACCGGCUUAUGCGGAAACGGAAGAAGACGAGCAGCGAGAGACCGCAAUUACCGCUACCGCUGCCGCCGUGGCUGCUCUUUCUGCUCAGGACAAUCAUCCUGCCCGCCCCGCUGGCCCUAUUCGGGCUCAUACUGCGCCCUCGCACCAGCUCCCGCUCCGCCAUGUCCGCGGAAGCAUUGACGGAAUGCGUGCCCGCUUUGGAAACUCCAAGUCUCGCCACACGAGCAUGGAGCAUGAGCAUGAUCAACGAGUGCGUCAGUCCCAGGCGCAGCUCCCCACGCCUCCCUCAAGCGGCCAGAGCACUCCCCGCAUCAAAGUCUCGACUGAGGAUCGGGCGCAUCGAUCGUACUUUUUCCUCUUCUAAGCGUUUUCAGUACUCUCCCUUGUGGUACUGGCGUUGAAUUUGUUCGUCGUCGGUCUUUUUGCUUUGUCACCAUGCCUUAUCUAGACUAUUUGGCUAAGCCAACCAACCAACAGUACUCCUUUUGUGUUCUUUUCUCUUCUUCUCUUCUACCAUCGCGUUCUC